Molecule: messenger RNA, 1248 nt
Organism: Echinostoma caproni
Lineage: Eukaryota; Metazoa; Platyhelminthes; Trematoda; Plagiorchiida; Echinostomatidae
Source: the annotation of a GenBank genome assembly
AUGGCUGAUUCUUCGAGAAUUUCUGCUUCGAUCGUUUUGUAUUUUACUGGCCCAUUUGAAGGUCAUGGCAAUUUGGUAGAUGCCAAGAAGAACUGUCCUUCCUCUGUCUACACACCAGCGGAACGUAUCCUCUUGUUGCAGAUGUCUUUGAAAUGCGCAGAUAUUAGCAAUCCAUGUCGACCUUGGCAACUGUGCAGGCAAUGGGCUCAGCGAAUCUGUGCGGAAUUUUUCUGCCAAGGUGAUCAGGAACGUAAUCGUUGGGCAUUGACUCCCGCUAAAGCAAACGAUCGCACGUGUUCCUCGGUUCCUGCAAUCCAAGUCGGUUUCAUUGAGAAUCUUAUCAAACCGCUGUUCUCCACCUGGCACGAGUUCUUUCAAACCAAUCUCACACGCGAAUUGCUGCACUAUUUGGAUUCAAAUCUGACGAGCUGGACUCGUAAACUGAACAAGGGACAAGAGCGGGAUGGGGAAAUCAACCAAACGCCGAGCGAAUGUACUCGGAAGAAGACACCAAAACCAACGGAGUCGAAGCCGACACGAAAGACGAAGAAAGUGUUCAAAAGCAAAGGUUGUGUGGGCCGGAAGAAGGCCGAUGCCAAGUCCCAUAACCAUCAAGUCACUUUUGCGCUCAACUGUGAUGAAUCGUCCAGUGCCAAAGUGGUUGCUGUGUCUGGAACACCGCCGGCUUUUGAAUUGACUGCCGCAACGGAGCAUGAGCUUUGUGCGAUUUCCGGUCUGCAUACGUUCCUGAUCACCACUCGUGGACUGAGACGUCACUCGUUGCCUGAAACACAGGGGGCUAUUCGCAAGACUUUUAAUUUCACAUUGUCCUCCUCGAAACGUAAUCCACCUAUGCUUGUGCUGGAUACCCGAUCCGGUCGCCUGUUUCGCCCUGGCGUUCUUCCUCGGACCUCAGCCAAUCUGAGCUCUCAGGUAAAUACUACUUCUCACCUGAAAACCGGUCCAAAGUCCUUACGCACUGCCUCUGCGAAUAUAUUACAAACCUUAUGUGAAGAUUUGAUGCAUCAUCCUCAACAAUCACCACAAGAGCAAUCACAGCAGCAGCAGCAGUGUGGUAACCCACAAAAUCACGGUAGUCCAGACGCGGUCAAUCCAUUCCCACUUCCCGAUGCUUGGCAUGUUCCCGAUCGGACUGGUUAUCAACCCACCUUGGCGAUUAACCUAUCUGCCACUGAUUUUGUUACUUUAGCACAUCGACGUAGCAGUGUACCGUUGAUUGACAAAUAG